Thelazia callipaeda (thelaziosis nematode) is the source of this 450-nucleotide messenger RNA. The record is from the annotation of a GenBank genome assembly. NCBI's taxonomy places the organism in Eukaryota, Metazoa, Nematoda, Chromadorea, Rhabditida, Thelaziidae.
AUGGGGAUUCUGUGGAUUUUAACUCAAGUUUGUGCUUCAGUUUCUUUUUUUUUAGAUACCGAGUCUUUACUAGCUGGUCAGUAUGGACCAUUGAAUUGUCGUGUGGACAAUUCAUUGUUGGUUUUGACUAAGAAAUUUAUGCAAUUACAGCCUCAAGCAAAUGAAGAUGGAUUGUUAAAUUUAAACGAUGCAGCAAUGCGACUGGGUGUUCAGAAACGUCGGCUCUAUGAUAUAACGAACGUGCUGGAAGGAAUUGAUAUGAUUGAAAAAAUGGGAAAAAACAGCAUACGUAAUGAUGAAAUCGGGUCUCGAGGAAUUGAAGCACAAAGGCUUAAAGAAGAAAUUAAAAGUUUGGAUCUACAAGAGCAGUCACUGGAUGAGUCUAUCGCAAGUAUUUCGAAUGCUCUUAAAUUGGCUAAAGAGGAUCCAAUUGAUUUAGUCUACAAGUAG